CGCGGUUCGUCGGCUGCCUUUGGAACCAAAAGCCUCUUUCCGUCGAUCGUAUCCAUUAUGUCGACUACUUCAAAGCAGAACUGCGAUGCCCUCAAGCAGCUUCCCAAGCCGAUACCAGGAAUGACCUCAGUUGUCGAAUGCCCUCAUGUUCUGUCGUCCUCCGCGUCUCCGAUCUCGGGCAGUAUCGUCACCUCUGCUCAGUCCGCUCAUAUCCACGGUCCCGCCCGAUCCAGCGCUGCCAAGGCGUUCGAGGACAGCUUGAGUAGCAACGCCGCCUCUAUCGAUCGACCCGAAUCCAUCGAACCUUCGACCAAGGAGCGCCCACACAAGAUCGCCAUCGCACGCGUCGCGUCAGAACAUCAGGCUGCAAAGACAUCUGCGGUAACACCUCUGGUCUCCGAGGAUGCGAAGGCUUCAGCGCCCGCUAUACAGUCUCUGUCCAGGCUGCCGCCUUCCUCCUCUUCGUCGUCACACGCGCCCGCCGCAUCGGAAUCUCUACGGCCCUCCCCGCCUUCGACCUCGGCUCUCUCACACGUGUCUUCUGCAUCUACUCGCUCCUCUAAUUCUUCAAUGACUCGUGCCGCCGACCCCAUUCGCUGGCUCCCCAUAUGCAUCAACCUCACGAUAUUCCUAGUCGCCUUUUUCGCCACCCAUUAUGCCCUGCAUUCGAUAUCACAACCUCGGCCUCAGCCUACGCAGACAAUAACAGCUGCGGGGCCAGUGGCGCAAGGUCAGCCAGCUGCAUCGGGGCCAGCUCCAGCUCCCACGACGUGGCAUGCUCAACGACCUGCAGGAGGAAAAGCUGCGGCGCCUGUAGUGGGCCAGGCUCAGUCAGCGAAGGGCCAGCUACUGACUCGCAAGACCGCAGUCGGCGUGGUCUCUGUAGGCCCGGAUGGACGCGCACGCCGCCGGAUCCGCUUCGUUCGUCCGCCAGAAGCGUUGUCGAAGGUCGCGAGGAAGCGGGCGGUCAUGUAGGUCCGGCCCGUAGAAGAUACAGGUGUCGGUGAACUAGAAGAAGGGUGGGCUCGGAUGGAUUGCAAGGAUUCCCAACUGUACUGUGGCACUCAUUCUCUUUUCGCAUGCGUAUGGACCUACUGUUCGACUUUUGGUUCCUUGCUGUGAUAGGUAGUCUUCUUGAAAAGGUGAUAACGUA
This is a messenger RNA of Schizophyllum commune H4-8, 1153 nucleotides long. RefSeq lists its product as uncharacterized. NCBI's taxonomy places the organism in Eukaryota, Fungi, Basidiomycota, Agaricomycetes, Agaricales, Schizophyllaceae. The transcript has a single exon. The coding region runs from base 58 to 975 and encodes 305 amino acids. The record is from RefSeq and is a predicted model, not a curated record.